AUGGGGACAACUUUUGUUGAUUCUUCUACAGAAGUUGUUACAGAACUAACUACACAGGAUUCUACAACUUUCUCAACUGACUCUACUGAUAUUACAACAUGGACACUUGACACCUCUUCAUCAGAUUCCACAAUGGAAACUAUCGAUGAAACAACAUUUGUAGAUUCCUCUACAGAAAACCAACUACAGAGGAAGCUACAUCUAUAUCAACUGGCUCCACUGAUUAUACUACAGGGACAAGUUGUUACAGAACUAACUACACAGGAUUCUACAACUUUCUCAACUGACUCUACUGAUAUUACAACAUGGACACUUGAAACCUCUUCAUCAGAUUCCACAAUGGAACCUAUCCUUGAAACAACAUUUGUUGAUUCUACUACUGAAAUCGCUACAGAACCAACUACAGAAGAAGCUACAUCUAUAUCAACUGAAGUUGUUACGGGACUAACUACAAAGGAUUCUACAUCUUUUUCAACUGACUCUAUUGAUAUAACAACAGGGACACUUGAAACCUCUUCAACAGAUUCCACAAUGGAAACUAAAGUUGAGACAACUUUGGUAGAUUCCAAUACAGAUGUUGUUACAGGAUUGACUACAGAGGAAGCCUCAUCUAAAUCAGGUGAAUUCACAGAUUAUACUACAGGGACGCGUGACGCUACUUCCUUAGAUCCAACAACGGAAACUAGAGUGGGGACAACAUUUAUAGAUUCUACUACGAUGACAACAGCCUUAAGCUCAACGGAAACGACGAUUGCAACAACACAGGAUUCCAAAGAAACAACGAUCGAAACAACCGAAGGAACCACAGAAACGACGAUUGAAACUACCGAAGGAACCCCAGAAACGACGAUUGAAACAACCGAAGGAACCAUAGAAAUGGCGAUUAAAACAAACGAAGGAACCACAGAAAUGGUGAUUGAAACAACCCAAGGAACCACAGAAACGACGAUUGAAACAACCGAAGGAACCACAGAAACGACGAUCGAAACAACCGAAGGAACCACAGAAACGACGGUUGAAACAACCGAAGGAACCACAGAAACCAUGAUUGAAACAACCGAAGGAACCACAGAAACGACGAUUGAAACAACGGAAGGAACCACAGAAAUGACGAUCGAAACAACCCAAGGAACCACAGAAACGACGAUCGAAACAACCCAAGGAAACACAGAAACGACGAUUGAACCAACCCAAGGAACCACAGAAACGACGAUUGAAACAACCGAAGGAACCACAGAAACAACGAUCGAAACAACCGAAGGAACCACAGAAACGACGAUUGAAACAACCGAAGGAACCACAGAAACGACGAUUGAAACAACGGAAGGAACCACAGAAAUGACGAUCGAAACAACCCAAGGAACCACAGAAACGACGAUCGAAACAACCCAAGGAAACACAGAAACGACGAUUGAAACAACCCAAGGAACCACAGAAACGACGAUUGAAACAACCGAAGGAACCACAGAAACAACGAUCGAAACAACCGAAGGAACCACAGAACCGACGAUUGAAACAACUGAAGGAACCACAGAAACAACGAUCGAAACAACCGAAGGAACCACAGAACCGACGAUUGAAACAACUGAAGGAACUACAGAAACGACAAUUAAAACAACCAAAGGAACCACAGAAAUGACGAUUGAAACAACCGAAGGAACCACAGAAACGAAGAUUGAAACAACCGAAGGAACCACAGAAACGACGAUUGAAACAACCGAAGGAACCACAGAAACGACGAUCGAAACAAUCGAAGGAACCACAGAAACGAAGAUUGAAACAACAGAAGGAACCACAGAAACGACGAUUGAAACAACGGAAGGAACCACAGAAAUGACGAUCGAAACAACCCAAGGAACCACAGAAACGACGAUCGAAACAACCCAAGGAAACACAGAAACGACGAUUGAAACAACCCAAGGAACCACAGAAACGACGAUUGAAACAACCCAAGGAACCACAGAAGGAGAAUCUUCUUCUCAGUCUACAUUUCUACCAACGUCGUGUGACAGCAGAUGUGACUACCUCACAGAAACAUGUAAAGAAGGAGAGUGCAGAUGUAGACCAGGCACACAGAGGGAUUACUCCGGAACAUGCACAAGAGUAUGGACUUUCCGAUUCAGAAUAAGAAUCUUUGAAAUAGCCGGAGUUGAUGCUAGCUUUGACAGCAGUUAUCUAGACCCCUCUAGUAAUAGCUACAUCAUCUUAUCCGAACUGAUUCAUCAAUGCAUGUUCAACCUGUUUCAUCCUAUCACUCGGAGCGUCGUAACAACGACGAUUGUUUCCUAUUCAGAAGGGAGUAUAUGGGCUGUAUAUGAUGAGCAUUUAAACGCAUCGUCAACCGCAUCCAAUCUCCAGACCAUGCUGCUAUCAGAGAUACAAGAUAAUAGCUACUUUCUCUAUGCAGACAACGACGCAAAUCUGACACUUAGCACAAGUGAAGAGGAUGUUAGUGUGAAUGUAAUUGACGAAUGCUUGCUCGACGAGGAUAAUGAUUGUUCUGAGAAUGCAGAAUGUAUUGAUCUGGACGAUGCCGGUGGUUUUAACUGUACAUGUAAUACUGGAUAUGAUGACCACAUGCCUCAGCUACCGGGCAGAUUAUGCUCUCUGAGUAAGUAG
Messenger RNA from Strongylocentrotus purpuratus (purple sea urchin), 2619 nucleotides. Its product is annotated as mucin-17-like. Lineage: Eukaryota; Metazoa; Echinodermata; Echinoidea; Camarodonta; Strongylocentrotidae. The coding region runs from base 1 to 2619 and encodes 872 amino acids. The transcript is spliced from 8 exons. The record is from RefSeq and is a predicted model, not a curated record.